AUGGUUGAAACUGACGGCCUCCCUAGCACUGAUCCAAAAUUUGGAGAACGAAACAUCUCACCAAAAAAGCUUCGGCGCUGUAACCGUGGUUCAAGAGGGAAGAAAAAGUAUCCAGUUGAUCCAACAUUACCAAACAUCAAACACAGCUUCUAUCGAACAUAUGAGUUUAUGAUGUAUUCGUUUAAGGCAAGAAAGCUCAAAGAAGGGACCCCAGGAAAUAUCAUUACUGCUCAGUUCUUUGCCAGGAGUUCCACCAAAAACAAGGAAAAUGUCCAAGUGGGGAUCGAUGUGAAUUCGCACAUGGGGUUUUUUAGUCUUGGCUUCAUCCAUCAUUGUACAGGACUCAGUUCUGUAAUCUUGGUCAGCAUCAGAAGAAUAGUUUGCUUUUUUGCACACUCACAAGAGGAGUUCCGACAUGUCUCUUCCAAUGUCCCUGCCACAUUGCAUCUUCCAGGGGGCAGUCCUCAACUGAAUAUGAGUCGCUUUAGAUCAGGAACAAUGGUUUCUCCUCACAACAUGGAAGCUUAUUCACCUUCUAGUUCUAGGUCUCAGAGGGUGCAGCAGGUUAGGAGUCCUAGUUCCCGCCACCUUGGUUUGAAUGUUGUUGCUAAUGUUGGAAGCGAGGAACCGGAUUUGUCAUGGGUUGAAGCGAUGGUCACAGAAUUUCCCGAUAGAUGA
Oldenlandia corymbosa var. corymbosa is the source of this 678-nucleotide messenger RNA. The record is from the annotation of a GenBank genome assembly. NCBI's taxonomy places the organism in Eukaryota, Viridiplantae, Streptophyta, Magnoliopsida, Gentianales, Rubiaceae.